This is a messenger RNA of Brassicogethes aeneus, 3132 nucleotides long. NCBI's taxonomy places the organism in Eukaryota, Metazoa, Arthropoda, Insecta, Coleoptera, Nitidulidae. The record is from the annotation of a GenBank genome assembly.
GUUAUUACCGACAUUAUAAUUCUCAGCUGCAUUAAAUAAUCAAUAACAACAGUUCCAAGAGUUAUUAAUACAUUAGUUUAAAAAUGGAGAAACAUUACAAUAGGAAUUUUUUUACCGUGAAAAUAGUGUAGUAGAAAAGUGUUUAGAUGACAUCAAUAGUUGUUUUGAAAAUUUCGCAGCUGUCAAAGAGUAGGAAUCCCAUUUUCGUAUCCUUGGUGACUGCCCUAGCAACCAAUACAACAACAUAGCAACAUUAGAGAGAAGGAGCAGUAGCCUUGGUGACGAAGCCAUGGCAACUACAGCUCGCUAUGCUGCAGGAGGCAACAACGGCAGUGGACCUCCUACCCCUACACCUGCCACCACACCCCCGACACAGGCCCAGGCCACACAGCUUAUCGUCCUCCCUGCCAGUUUGCACCAGACGAGCACAAGUGGAACUUUGGUAAAUGGAGUACCUGUAAUAGAUGUGUCUGCGUUAGAACAAGCCGCAGAAUCCAGCAACGAAAGCACAGCGACUGCAGAGCAGCACGCAGAUCGCCACGAAAACGAUCCGCUAGCGACCAGUUCGCCGCACUUCAUAACUGUCACAGUUGCCGACGGAGACGCAGUGGCUUCUCAUCAGGGUUACCACAUUCAAUAUGUCGAGCCGGAGAUUUACGCGUCGCAAACUAAUGGUGGGCAAGCACAAAUGGCGUAUCCGGUGUAUACAGUGGGCGAAUCGGGUACCCUCUAUUCCGCCGGUCAAGGUCAGUACUACGCGGCCACAAAUACCGGCGCCACAGCGGUCACAGGUACCGCGGUCGGUUAUACCGCCGCCGGCGGUCACUACGUGGUCCAACAGACCGUCGAGGGCGACCCACUUAUAACUUCUUCAAGAAACUCGCCGCAAACUACAAAUGCGGAUUCGAGUUACGUGGCCACGGCCACGGUGCAUGCCUCUUCUUCUUCCGGCCAGAUAAGCGACGACGUGGGAUCGGCCCUGGGACACGCCACCAGAGUCUCCCCCGCCACUGUGCAAUGGUUAUUGGAAAACUACGAAACCGCAGAGGGCGUGUCUUUACCGCGCUCCACCCUUUAUGCGCACUACUUAAGACACUGCGCAGAAAACAAGUUGGAACCUGUGAACGCUGCGUCGUUUGGCAAACUUAUCAGAUCCGUUUUUCUUGGACUAAGAACUCGCCGAUUAGGAACAAGAGGUAACUCCAAGUACCACUACUACGGUAUACGCGUGAAACCGGGAAGCUCCCUGAUGAACAUGGACGAAAGCGGUACCAGGGUAGUGCUAACCUCGAACAGCGGAUCGGGUAAAGCCCAAGGUACGGUGCGACCUUUCAAACGCAGCUCGGACGCAUCUGACUCGAUCUCGAUUAGCGUGCUCUCCCAACACGUCACCUACUUGGGGGACGGAAGCCACGCCAUACCGGCGUUUCCGGAUAUGCACUUUACCGACCCGUUGCCGGACGAUUGCGGGUUCGAAGACGUCGAUACUUUAAAGUCUAUUUAUCGCGAACAUUUGGAAGCGUUUCUGGACGCCAUUCUGAGCUUGGAGUUCUCCACCGUCGAGUCUUUGUGGAGGGAGUUUUGGAGGUCGCAGUACAACAACAAUGGCGACGAAUGCGAAGAAGAAAAGUACUUGUCGAAGUCGAAAUUGUUUUGCUUGUGCAGUUUGGAGCCCGUGCAACACUUUAUGCGACAAGUUGACUUGGUGUUUUAUCAAAAUCUCAUACAGGUUCUAGUGCCCGAUGUUUUGAAGCCCAUUCCUGCUACAUUGACGCAGUCCAUACGUAAUUUUGCUAAAAAUCUGGAGAACUGGCUGACUAGCGCGAUGACUGGCGCGCCCUCCGGCAUGCUGGCCGCCAAACUGUCGGCCGUGUCGGCGUUCUCGUCGAGCCUGCGCCGCUACACGUCGCUGAACCACCUGGCGCAGGCGGCGCGCGCCGUGCUGCACAACGGCACGCAGAUCGCGCAGAUGCUCACCGACCUGAACCGCGUCGACUUUCACAGCGUGCGCGAGCAGGCCUCGUGGGUGUGCCAGUGCGACAACGAUCUGGUCGCGAGGUUCGAGAACGACUUCAAGCUGACGCUGCAGCAGCAGAACUCGCUCGAGCAGUGGGCCUCUUGGCUCAAGAACGUGGUCAAGAGCGCCUUGAGGCCCUACGAGGGCAAGGCCUCCUUCUCCAAGGCGGCCAGGCAGUUCUUGCUCAAGUGGAGUUUUUAUAGUUCCAUGGUCAUCAGAGACUUGACACUGCGUUCCGCAGCCAGUUUUGGCUCUUUCCACCUCAUCAGAUUGCUCUACGACGAGUACAUGUUCUAUUUAAUCGAACAUCAAGUCGCAGAAGCCACCGGCGUUGUUCCCAUCGCCGUCAUACUCGAGGGCAUUAAACAGGACAUAAUGCAAAACAACUUGAGCGUUUACGGGGACAACGUUUGCAACGGGGGAAACUCUAAAUUGGGUUGCGUCAGCCCUUCGGAAACCAAACGUCAGAAAAUUAGCUAGCCGCCAAAAAAAGACGCCAACACUUACGUCGUUGCUUUACCGUAGUAGAUCAAGUUUUUUUUUCAUUGGUACGUUUGAUUUAGUUUUGUUCAUUGCAGUACGCGCACCUUCAAAAUAACGUGGGACCAUUUUUGCUUUAGAAAAUAGUUUAGGGGUUUAUUAAUUACAUUUUGUUUCUAACGCAACAAAAACUCCCAUUUACUACCACCUAUUUAUAUUGUGCAAUUUAUUUGUUUGGCCGAAAUGUGCUGGAAUAUAAAUAUAAAUAUUAUAAGUGCCGUCAAAUUAUGUGUGACAAAUAAUAGUUGUAUAUAAUAACAUAAAAAAUGGCGCUAAAAAGGAAUUUGUAUGUUGUUUAAUAGACGUAUUCAUUAUGAUUUACCUUAACGCACUUUUGAAUGCACCAAAAAGUUGUUUAUUAAAUGAAAAAGACAUCGAACAUUUUUUUCAAAUCUACACUAUGAACUCUAGUGAAUUGAUCGUGUUUCUAGUAAGAAUCAAAAGUUAACUGUGUACAGUAAACUGGGCCAAAAAAAUCGACUAUUUUUUUUUGUAAAGUUUAACAAAAUUGACUCAGAUAUAUUUUUUGAAGGCAAUUGAAUGCUCCACAAAAAAGGUCAAAAUGAAAUUUUCCG